Molecule: messenger RNA, 4094 nt
Organism: Callorhinchus milii (elephant shark)
Lineage: Eukaryota; Metazoa; Chordata; Chondrichthyes; Chimaeriformes; Callorhinchidae
Gene: nutf2
Product: nuclear transport factor 2
Exons: 5
Coding region: 216-608 (130 amino acids)
Biological process (GO): protein import into nucleus
Cellular component (GO): nuclear pore central transport channel
Source: RefSeq, a predicted model, not a curated record
CCUGUCCUGGUCAGCAAUACCCUCAAGACAAAAUUGGAUCACUUUGUGGGACGUUGCUGUGCCGCGUUCACCCACACGACACACAGGCACAUUCACUUUUACAGUACGUUCCGCUGAAGCCCUUUGCGACGACCCUGAUGUGAUGAUGAGCUUUUGUCAAAUGCGAGAACGAACGGUGAACUCUGCUGUUAAAAGAUAAUCGUGCCUGUGGCCAAAUGAUCAAAAUGUGUGACAAGCCUCUAUGGGAGCAGAUUGGAUCCAGCUUUGUGCAACAUUACUAUCAAAUAUUUGACACAGAAAGGAGUCAGCUAGGAUUAAUAUAUAUUGAUGCAUCAUGCCUUACUUGGGAAGGACAGCAGUUCCAAGGUAAAGCUGCUAUUGUGGAUAAAAUAAAUGGCCUUCCAUUUAGAAAAAUACAACACAUCAUAACUGCACAAGACCAUCAACCCACACCAGACAGCUGCAUUCUGAGUAUGGUAGUAGGGCAACUUAAGGCCGAUGAUGAUCCAAUUAUGGGAUUUCACCAGAUAUUUCUACUGAAAAAUAUUGAUGACUCUUGGGUCUGCACCAACGAUGUCUUCAGGCUAGCACUGCAUAACUUUGGCUGAGACUACCGCCUAAGCCGAUCGCUACAUCCACUCUUCUCGUCUGCUAUUAAUCACAGUAACUGGAUUCCAAAUAUCAUACACAAGGGUGUACAAACAGUAAAAUUUGCAACCUGCGUAGUUUCUAAUCACAGUUUGUUUGAAUUUAACUAUUUGUGCAUGAUGUUUGGAAAGACGUUAGUUUUAGCUGACAUGGGAAAGACAGUACCCUAGUGUGUGUUGUACCAGCAUGCCUUAGAAGAUAAGUCAUACCACACUUUUUUUCCCUAUGUACUGGUAAGUUGCUAUAGCAAUCCAAAGAACCAAAAUGAAUAACAGCAGCUACCUGUAGAGUCCAACCUUUUGAUUUGUUCAUACCUUUUGUUGACGCAUUAUACAAUAAACCAUGAACUUUUCUUAAGAUGGAAAUGGUUUCAUUUGGUUUGCUGGUUGGUUUUAAGGUCUCUUUUUCUUCUCCCUUCCCCCCCCCCCCCCAUUUGUUUGACCUAUCUGAGGGCACAUUGCUGUUGGGAAUUGUCUGUGCUGAUAUGGAGGUUGAGGUUGCUUGAAUCAAAACUCAAGUGAACCUGAACAGAACCAUUCAGAUCUGACUUGUGUAUCAUGAACUAACUUUCAGUUUUACUAAACAACACAUUUACCUGAUCCUUGGAGAACAGAAGAACAAAUCAAGGCUUUAAAACAACUUUCAGCCUUUUACAGCUGUGCAUGUCAUAUUAACUUAGUUGCAAUUUUAUCCACUGUCCUAGUUGAAGAGUCCUAGUGCUCAAACUUUUCAAAUUUGAAAGUUUCAGUAAAAUAGGCAAGUGCUUGGAAUAUUUGGUGGGACUUGUCCUGGAUGCUUUCUCAUUGUACUUUAAAUUGUUUUUCUCUUUCAAUGUGACGUUCUCAUCCCGUUUCCCCAAAAUAAAUGGCUCUUGCCGCUGUGUGUGACUUCUUCAGCUGGGAAGUGAAUCAGCCUGGUGUGGUCUGCUCCAUGACUGGUGGUGUUUCUGUAAUGUGAUUUGUUGGUGCUUGCACUCAAAGCGGGUCAAGGGGAAGACUAUUGGUUUUUUAUUCCUGGAAACUCAGUGACUGUGAUUCAAAAGCUCUGUUACUCUGAGCAUGUCGAGUUUAUGACCACAAUACUGAAAAAUCUGUGCUGUAUCCAUUGGUCUACUAGAUCAACUUUAGCCUUUUGUAAAAUUGGUAACUCUGCAUUAAAAAAAAUGUUGUCCAGCUAUUAUUAUUAAAUUAUAUCUUGGCACCGGUACUGUAUUUUAAUGUAAAAUGCAGUCAUUGCUAGUAGAAAUGCAAUCGGCACUGGACAAAUUUAAUAUUAGUAUGAUUCAUCCUAACUGAUCGGGUUUGUUCAAAGCUGCUUCUAGGAACAGUGGUUUUCCAGUCUGCCAGAGAAGAAAUGAGCCAUACUAAUCCAUUGUUGGUACUCGUCCCGUUUUCCUUAUCAAGGAUGCUGGAUUUGCUUCAUUUGAUAUUUGCUCCACAGGUAUUUGGAGAACAGUAUAAGUGCAGGGUUUGUUUUCUUGGGUUGUAAGUCAUGGUGAGAUCUCACCUCCAGCCCAUCUGGCUCGUUCUUCACUGAGUGUUGACCAUGUGAGCAUCCACAGGCAUUCUGUAUUGUUUAUGUUCUUCUGACAUGAACGUAACAUCCUUUAUUUACACGCGCAUACACAUAUUCACACAGAACUCUAUAUGACAGCAAAUGACUUGAUAGCUUUCGAGAGUAGAAUCCAUGACUGAUAUUGUGCUUCCUGGCCUAGAGACAGUUGAAGUGCUUCAGUCCUGCCCUGGCUGAGAUCAGCUUACUUAGUGAGUGAACCAUUGUUCAAACUAGGGUACACCAUGUCGUUCGGCCAAGUUUUAUUUUAUAUUAAAAGACAUUUUUAGUUUUACUGUUUUUUAUACAUCCUCGGUGUGUUGGGAGCUGUACGUGUGAACUGAAUUUAAUCUAAAUAGGUUGAAAAAAUCAUUUAAUUUUGAAACAGGGUUUCGUGAUUUCUCUUCAAAUGGGAUUACUGCUUUAUAUUGGCCUCAGUAACCCCUCUCAGAGCUCAAAGGACUAAUUAAUCCCUAGUAAAGUGUGAAGUGCAGCAAGAUGCACCUCUUGCUGUCACUGACUGCAACUGAAAUAUAAGGAAACAAAACAUUAAGAUUAAAAAAAAAAUGCAAAUGCAGGGAAAUUAGGAGUUGAGACAGUGUCAAUUUUGCUUUGAAAUUAGGGUAUUGAAUUCAAAAUGUUUGGGGUCAAAACCUUUAUCAUGCUUGUGCAGUUCAAGAUGCUAAUGUUUGCAAUAUCACUGCAAAGUAUAAACCAUGUAAGAUGUAUCACUGUCUUGCAAUAUGUAAUGGCAGUUAUAGAAUGCAGUUGUUUUUAACUAGGCACAAGAUAGAGACCAUCUAAUGUUUCCAUCUACGUGUAUGUGUUUUAAACAUUGAUGUUGCAUAUUUUGCAUAAUGAAGUACAGUAUAAGGAAGUGCACCAAACACUUAGGUCUAAAUUGGAUAUCCCAAAACGUUCAGCUCGUGGACCCAUUACGUGUAGAGCAAAAAAGAAACCUUUUCUCACAAUAUCCAGUCCAUCCACAUCCCAAGCUGAUGAGACGUGCAUCCGUUCAAAAGGGAACUGGAACUCUAGAGGCCUGAAGAUCCACCUAGAUAUGGCCUACAAGACCUUUUUGCUUUCAAAUUUAAGAACGCAGAAUUGUAGAGCAAUUUUAAGUUCAUUAUUAAUUUGAAAAGUUUUUAAUGUGUAAUUGCAGAAAACUCCUAAAUUAAGACUUGAACAUUUUUACAAACAUCUGCAACUUUAAACUUUUAAGACAAAAUGGUCUCACGGGCUAAGACUAAGUGAAAUUUCAUGCCUCAAAGUGCCUUGCGUUAACUUAAAUAUCACUUUGGCUUUACAUUGGAGUUGUAGUAGAGCCCUUCAUCGAUUCAGUUGUGUUACUUCAAAUUUAUUUGUGUGUGUUUAAAAUGACACUUUUUUGGUGAAGAAAGUGCAUCAAUUAUCAAAUCUUCAGUUGAGGAUUGCAAUUUUUUAAUUGAAAGAUUAUUGUUUUGGAAGUUGGAGAAAUUCACCACAUAGUGUUUGCAGAAACUGCCAGCUUGAACCUUGGGGAAAUGCGAUUUGACUAAUACUAUAUCAUACCAUUUAAAUUUCAAGCGUUUCUUGUGUAAACCAAAAUGCUCCUUUUUACAUUAAAAAGGCACAUGCGCCAGUGUUGUCAUGUACACCCACAUUUACCAAAGGAGCUAGUUGUUUUGCAACAUUAAUGAUUUCAUAGCCUAUUUUUUAAAUAUUUGCUGUUGUAUGUAACAUCUUAAAUUAUCAUUGUGUAAUAUAAUGCACUUGUUAUGCUGUGGUGUAGCUGCUUGAAAGGUUCACAGAAAACACCUUGUUUACUUUCGAAGUGUAGAUCAAUGGACAUAAUUCAGUUUAUGAUAUUUAUACAUUUAUUUGCAACAAAACUAUUAUGGAUGCUGGAUCAAUUA